Messenger RNA from Colletes gigas, 2136 nucleotides. Its product is annotated as major royal jelly protein 1-like. Bases 214 to 1449 code for a protein of 411 amino acids. The record is from RefSeq and is a predicted model, not a curated record. NCBI's taxonomy places the organism in Eukaryota, Metazoa, Arthropoda, Insecta, Hymenoptera, Colletidae. The transcript has 7 exons. Gene Ontology annotation, cellular component: extracellular region.
AACGGUACCAGUCAGAAGAAUGUUGCAUUCGCUUCACAGUUUUUCCUUUGCUCGCCGUGCUAGGAAAAAUUCGUUCAACGUUUCCGUUACUAUUAUUCGAAUAAUCGAAAACACUGGAGCGUACUAGAUUCGAUAAACAUUUACCAUAUCCAUAAAGUUUAUGCCCGGUAUUAUAUUACGUUCGGUUUUACUCGAAAAAUAGUUUUUAGAACCAUGACGGCGCCAUGGUUGUUGGCACUCUGUUUCGGAGCAAUUUUGUUCGCGAAGGAAAAUGGAGCGGCGUCUGAGACGGUCGAGAACCGGCCGAUUGAUGUAACGAUGGAAUGGAAGUUCUAUGACUAUGUGUUUGAGAAUUACACACAGAGAGAGGAGGCUAUAAAAUCCGGCAAUUACAACCGUUCCAAGUGUUUUCCUAUCGACGUCGAUGUGUGGUCUGAUAAAAUGUUUAUCACGAUAAUAAGAGACGAGGGUGUGCCUUCUUCGUUGAACAUUGUAUCCAAGAUGAAGGGUCCCGGUGGUCCUCUUCUCCAACCGUAUCCUAGCUGGGAGUGGGCCAAAACGGAUUGUACCGGUAUCACGAGCGUUUACAGAGUCUCGAUCGACGAGUGUAACAGACUGUGGGUGCUGGACACAGGUGUAAUCGGCACGAAACGAAUAUGUCCCGCGCAACUCCUCUGCUUCGACCUGAGGAGCUCGAAAUUACUGAAAAAAAUUCAGAUACCGGAAAAUAUCGCGGUGAAUUCUACGACGGGCAAGGGAUUGCUGGUCACUCCGAUCGCCCAAACGCCAGACGACGAUUGUUCGCGAACUCUGGUGUAUAUGGCAGACGUGGAAGGUUAUGCUUUAAUCGUGUACGAUGGCGAGAUGCUGAGACGGAUAACUUCGGACAAGUUGCUAUACGAUCCAGAAGAAACAACUUACACGAUCGAAGGGGAGAGUUUCGAGUUGCAGGACGGACCUGUAGGAAUGGCCGUGUCCCCUAUAACCAAUAGACUUUACCUCAGUCCCAUGUCGUCCAGAAACCUUCUUUUCACGUACACUUGGCCGUUCGUUAUGCGACGAAGGCACGAGGACAUCUCUUUCCGAGAGAAAAUGAACUUUUUGCCCGCUCAAUCGAGUGCCAAGGCGGUUUCGCGGAAGGGAGUUCUGUUCAUGGGACUGAUAGGUGAGACGGCGAUCGUAUGCUGGUGCGAAGACAAGGUGUUGAAGACCAGCAAUUUGGUGACGAUCUCCCGUAAUUCCAGAACCCUUCAGGGCAUUACGGGCCUGAAAGUUAAGUAUGGAAAGUUACAUUCGUCGGACGUCCUUUUCGCGUUGACGAAUCGUUAUCAGAAAAUAGCGGCAGGUACUAUGAAUUUCAACGAGAUUAAUUUCCGUGUUUUGAAACAAUACGUGGACAUUCUGGUAAACAACACUGCUUGCAUGCCAACUCCCAAGAAAUGGGGAUAGUAACGAACGAUUCGAAUGGUAGAACCAACGACGGGGUAUAUUAACAAAUUAAAAAUAAUCUUGUGUAAUUUCUUAUGAUGUAUGUAUGUACGUACGUACGUACGUACUUACGUACGUUCUGCCGUGGGGAAAGUAACGACACACACGGACGUACCAAAUAAAUCGAAAUUUCUUGCUGGAUGUAAAAACGAUCGAUCGUUGACUUUUUCCCCGAAAACCCCUCCUCGAGACUAUGUAUAGUGUACUUAUGUGUAUUGCUGCUUCUCGUCCGCUCUGCACCACUAAAAAUAAUAAUUAUCGUCCUCGGAUCUAAAAACAGUUUUCGAACGGACAAACGCUGUUGAUCGUGGUUCGUUUGUUUUUCAAACUUGCGUAAUUCCCUCCGUUCGGACAAUAUUAUCUUUUUCGAGUACGCUUAAAACCGUCUCGGACAUUGCUCCAUCAUUUGCGUCGACCUAAAAAUUCGAUCGUGAAUUUCGUAACUGUCCUAUAGACGCGUCGUUUCAGCAGCUCGGAUUUUCUGCAAAUUCACGUAGGCAAAAGCUCCCCGAUUACGAGUCACGAUACCGUAACUUUCGCGGAUCCCCGGCUGCCGGAAUCUGUGCGUAUAAAAGACAGAGGCAUACCGAACCACUUGGUCAGUAUGUAAUAAUUCCUUUCUUCUUCCUCGCGUCCGCAUAAUAGAAG